CUCGCCCCCGUGGUGGUGGGCGGCCCGGCCCUGGCUCGGCGGCCGGCGCGGGCUCAUGGCGGAGUUCUAGGUCAAAUGAUUAGUUCUGUGACAAGACAGCAUGACACUUUGAAGUAUGACAGAAGCCCCGAUGCCGCAACAGAAGCUGGGAAUAUUAAUGGCCAAAUCUAGAGAUCACAUGGUCUUCUAAAGAAGUCAUGGGUAGCUGUUGUAGCUGUCCAGAUAAAGAAACUGUCCCAGAUAACCAUCGAAACAAGUUUAAGGUUAUUAAUGUGGAUGAUGAUGGUAACGAGUUGGGUUCUGGCAUAAUGGAACUCACAGAUACAGAACUAAUUUUGUACACCCGUAAAAGGGACUCUGUAAAAUGGCACUACCUCUGUCUCCGUCGCUAUGGCUACGACUCAAAUCUUUUCUCUUUUGAAAGUGGUAGAAGGUGUCAAACUGGACAAGGAAUCUUUGCCUUUAAAUGUGCCCGUGCAGAAGAGCUAUUUAAUAUGUUGCAAGAGAUAAUGCAGAAUAAUAGUAUAAAUGUGGUAGAAGAACCAGUAGUAGAAAGGAAUAACCAUCAAACUGAGUUGGAAGCUCCAAGAACCCCUCGAACACCUACCACUCCUGGGUUCAAUGCACAGAGUUUACCUAAUGGCUAUCCCAGAUAUCCGUCUUUUGGAGAUGCUUCAUCACAUCCUUCCAGCAGGCACCCUUCUGUUGGAAGUGCACGCCUCCCCUCUGUUGGUGAAGAAUCAACGCAUCCUCUACUUGUAGCAGAGGAGCAAGUGCACACUUACGUCAACACUACUGGUGUACAAGAGGAAAGAAAAAAUCGAUCGAGUGUGCAUGCGCCACUGGAAUCAAAGCUUUCAAACACUGAAACAACUAAAGUAAAAGAAGAUCAGAUAUGUACUGAUGACAGAGAUGCUCACGUUCUCCUGGAGCCUGAAGGAGUCAAGUUUGUUUUAGGACCAACCCCUGUUCAAAGGCAAUUAAUGGAAAGAGAGAAACUGGAGCAACUUGGGAGAGACCAAGUUAGUGGCAGCAGCACAAACAAUACUGAAUGGGACACUGGGUACGACAGUGAUGAACGUAGAGAAACACCAUCUGGUAAUAAGUUGGUGUAUGAAAAUAUAAAUAGGUUAUCAAUCCCUAGUGCCUCGGGGGUCAGGAGAGGUCGUUUGACAUCCACCAGUACCUCAGAUACCCAGAACAUUAACAACUCUGCUCAGAGGAGAACUGCGCUGUUGAACUAUGAGAACUUGCCAUCCUUGCCUCCAGUUUGGGAAUCCCGCAAGCUGAGUAGAGAUGAAGAUGACAGUUUAGGACCAAAGACCCCAUCUCUGAAUGGCUACCACAAUAACCUAGAUCCAAUGCAUAAUUAUGUCAAUACAGAGAAUGUAACAGUACCAUCAAGUGCUCAUAAAAUAGAAUUUCCACGACGUCGGGACUGUACCCCAACAGUCUUUAACUUUGACAUUAGACGUCCGAGUUUAGAACACAGGCAGCUCAACUACAUACAGGUUGACUUGGAAGGUGGCAGUGACUCCGACAACCCUCAGACUCCCAAAACCCCCACCACUCCACUUCCACAAACUCCAACCAGGCGCACAGAGCUGUAUGCUGUGAUAGACAUUGAAAGAACUGCUGCUAUGUCAAGCCUGCAAAAAGCACUGCCCCGAGAUGAUGGUACUUCUAGGAAAACUAGACAUAACAGUACUGACCUGCCUAUGUGAGCCUGGGAAGCAUUAAAUCAUUUGCACCUUUUGUGAAGUUUAUAAAAUUGAAGAUGCAAGUACUUUGCAUUUCUUAACACUAACGCCUUUUAUAGACUAAUAGAACUUUUUCUGCAUACUUCAUGUACUUGUCUAACUAAAGGGAAUUAAUGUAGAGCAAGUAUUCAUUUACGUAACACUAUUUCAUUCUAUGGUAGUAAUUACUGCAUAGCAGCAUCGCCACCUUUCACAGUGCCUCUUUAAAUUGAUUAGAGUCUGAGUGACAUGCCAGUUUUGAAUUUAUAAAUAUUCUGGUUUGGUGCCUAUAGUCGUUAAUGGCAUUUAUAACACUUUUUAAAGCCUCUUGAUAUAUGUGUUAUUAGCAGGUAAACCUAAUCUUUCAAGACAGAUAUCUACAUUCGUUUCUCAUUGACGUGGCUCCUUCAGAAUGAAAUGUAUGUAAUUCAUUAACUCAGUUUGAUGUACACAAGAUGUAUUGGUUCAUCUCAAGGGAUAUAAAUACCAAACUUUUUUUUUUUCUUCUUCAUCAAAGACCAUAUGGGCAAGAAGGCAUUUAAUUCCCUGUAGUUUUCUUUAAGUGGUGUGAUAUUUGAGAGGUCACAUCAAAGUCCGUUGAUCAUUGCUAUAAACACAUCUAAACCCAGCCUUAAGCUACUUCAGAUAGAAGAGAAUUCCAAGUGGCAUAUCAUGUUCUCUGUGAAAUCAGAUGGAUUUUAGAGUUUUUUUGUGAAGGAAUUCACAGGUUGGCUAUAUGAAUUAAGGCCCUUUUGUCAUUUCUUAGUUCACUGUGCCUUCCUUUCUUUGCAUUUGUGUUUCUUUUUAUCUGUUGUUUUAAGAGUCAAAAUUUUGUACAUAGCUUUAAUUAUUGUUCAGGGUUGUGUAUGUGUUUGUCUCACUCUCUGCAUUUGACAAAGAAAGACUCUUGAAGGUCAAAUGUUUGUCUUUGUCCAGCGUUGUACUUCUUUAUGCCUGACUGAGAUAUCCCAGCUCUCCAGCAGCAUGCAUUAUUGCACAACUGGAAAGGUUUAUUAUGCAGUCAUUGUCUUCCUCUAAAGAUUCAGACACAGGUUACGUGGGAGUCAGGGUACUGGACUUCGUAGUUCUUUGUAGGAAACUGUACAUUCUAGCAAUGUGCAUCCAUAGUUGAUAGUAUAAUUUAGAAAGAAAUGUAGUAAAUUAUCUGAAGGUAGUAUUAUCUAUGAGUAUACUUCUUUUCCUUUUUGCAGUUGGUGAAUUUGGUUUCAAUAAUAGCUGCACAGUGUUACAGGUACAUCCAAGCAGAAUGUCAUUUGAAUAUGCCAGAUGCACCCUUAGUAGAAAUUGUUUCCUUUUCUCAAUGCUCUGAAUAAUUUUAGAAUUCUGGCAGUAUUGCAGGUGCACCUUGGUACUAGCAGCAGCAGAGGUUACUCUUGAGCCUGUAAAGGAACUGACACUUGUGAACUGGUGUGAUGUAAAAUAACCCUUGAACUUUGUGAGGAAAAACAUGCAAGAAAAGCCAUGUGAAGAUCUGAAAAAUAAAUAAGGGUCUUCAUGCAAUAUUUAAAGCUGUGUUAUUUAAAAAUAUAUAUAUUUUUUCAGGUUUUUAAAUUGGAGUGUAUCCCUGUAUCUUUGUUAACUCUUUCUUUGGUCUUCUCUCAGUUUUUAGUGGUAGCAACGGUAGCAUCUGAAAUACAUGUUUCUUGCCACAUCAUUAAGGGAUAUCAGGCAAGCUUUUAACUGAAAGACUUUAAUUAUUCUUUAUAGACUGUGUGGUAUCGAAAUACCAGGUUUACAGAGAACACAAUUUGCAGAAGUAAGAGAUGGAUGUGCUGAGACCAUUACGAGGAACUUAAUGAGAUAAUUAAUGAUUUCAUUGUCAACCUAUGCAAACUGUUGUGAUAGAUUUUUUGAUUUGUGGGGAGAACUUGGUAUUCAAGAAGGUGAAGACUACCUAGAACUAGAGAUUUUUACAGGUCUGCAGUGUUAAUGCUCCUUCAUAUCUUUUCCGUUGCUUUACCUUGUGUUAUGGACCAGUCGUACUGAAGAGAAGCUAUGAGGUGUUGCACAAUACUAGGUUAAUGAUGCUGGUGUGGUUCUUGUUCUUAAUUUAGGAACAUAUGUUUAAGCACACUUAAAUCUGUGAGCCAGCCUACUGCUUCAGCAUGUGUUUUGAGGCAAAUGUGUGUGAUCUAGAUAGCUGCCUAGAAGUAUUUGGUCCUCAUCUGUAUGGUACAGGUGCCUCAAAUUCUGAUUAACUGAACCCCUGUAACACAGCUGUGAGGCAGAGGAGCAAUAUUCAUAAUUGUCAGAUAGGGAAACAGACCUAGUGCAGGUCCAAAGUAAGCUGCCAAAAUUACAAGAAAGAUCCCUCCUUAGUUCUGGUGCACUGCCCUAUGCAUUUAUCCUAGUCUCAAAAGAAGAGAUGAUCUGAAUAAUAUAUAUAUAUAUAUAUUUUUUUUUUAAUGUAAGUUUCACAGUACUUCAUGUGGGGUAUUUUCUUAGGUCUGGUCCCCAGAACUGAGAACUCAUUGAGAUUUUGUUCUCUAUGAUUUCUGAAUGCAUAGCCAUGGCAUUAUUUUUCUUCUUGUUUUUAAUAUAUACUAAAUGAAAUACUCACCGAGCAGAGUCAAGUGAAAACUUUGUGUAGCCUUAGCUAUAUUAACAAAUCUGGCACCAUAUGUUCUAGGACUAUAUUUUAUAUCCUCUUCUACAGGUGGAAUAACACUUUCUUGUUUUGUGUAAGCUGCAAACGUACUGGGUGGUCCCGUUACCUGCACUGCUCAUCUUUAGCCUUCUUUUUAUUUCUCUAUUUUAUGACCCUUGAAGUAGAUGUAGUUGUGAUGCACUUUACCCUUUGAGACUUGGUAAAUGUAUUUUCAGUCUCUUUAAAGGUUGUGUUGUUAGGUUUAGUGUCUGUAAUUUAGGAUUGAGUUUUCAGCUGAAGUCUCACCACAGUAUUUAGCUCGUAUUUAUUUUGGCCCCACAGGUGUAUAGAGUGAGAACCUUCAAGUAGGUAACAAAUUUCUGUAGUAACUAAGACUAAGUUUCUACACAGUAGGUCCUACAAGAAUGGCAACACCGCUACCAGUUCUACUGUUCUUCCAUAGCAUGCAAUUGGCUGCUGCCCUUCAAGCACGUUUAACGAGGGAAAGCCUUUAACUGUAGAUAUUCCUUCAGUGCAAUGACUUGUGAAAGACAUUGGAGUAUCUUUUAAAGAAAGAAAAUGUCAAAGCAGUGACCAAAAGUAUGUAAUAAAAUUGUACUGGAAAUACACUCAGUGAGAAUCUAAUCCGUUGGUUGUAUAACAAAAAUAUUUCUCCUCAAAUCGAUACGAAGAGGGAAUCCAAUUUUAAUUUGGUAGUGUUUCCCUGCAGCUCCAGAAGAAAAUUAAAAAAUGACUUUUAGCCGUUAUUCCUGACUGUUUUUUUUCCCCCCAUAAGUACGUUUUGCAUAUGUGUUAAAUUUAAUGGUGUGCAUUGAAACGCUAUUCUUACUAAAGUCUACGAACCUUUUGUAGAAAUCUGAAGGGUUUUAAAUAUAUUGCAUAUCAUAAACUGCUUAAUUUCCACCCCCCUCGCUGCCCCAGGUACCUAAACAUUCUUGUGUAUUUAAAGCUCUGAAUAGGGCUUCGGUAUAGAAAUGACCAGGGAAGGAUCUUAGCUGUAUCAGGUUCAAAACAACGUCAGAGAAAGGGCUGCUCUUUUGCUGGAAACUGGCCAGCAGUUGCUUUUGCUGGAUUUUUGACUGUGUGUUUGCUCAGAAUCUGUUUUUUAUGUAACUGUUUCACAUUGAGAUGGAAUCAUGAAAUGGUAAAUUGCCUUCACUGUUGGGGAAGUAAAACUGCAAGUUCUGGUCAGCUUCAUAUACUACUUUGAGCAUAUCAUGCUGUAUUUGAUUUGGACCUCUAUUUCUGAGCAGUAUUCUCCUCUUUGUGUAAUGUGGAUUCAAUGGUGGGUUGUUUUGUUUUUUUUUUUUGCACUGUACGAACUAACCUAGUGGUUGCAAAUAAGAUAAAACUGAUUUAUUAGGAACUGGUAGUUGACUGGGAUCUGAAGUUUUUCUGUAACCCCAAGAAGCCAAAAGAAAAUUGAACCUUCUUGUUUGAUAGACAGAAUUAAGUGGUUUUGGAAUUUAUUCUUAAGAUCUUUUCCCAUCUUUUCUUUGAUACAACAAAUCAGGUGUUUAUAUUUGACAGUAUUCACUUAAUAUCAACUUAAAUUCAUUUACAUCUUUAUUUUAAAUUCAUAUACACUCCAAAAAAAAAAAAAAAAAAAAGAAAAAAAAAAGAAAAAAAAGAAGAAAUUCCAUCACAAAAGACUGCGUUAAGAUGGAGUCAAGGCUGUUGGCGUCCUUCAUACAUAGCGUGCAUUGAAAAGACACAAAGUCAUGAGCAAAGGUCCUUUCACAAUCUUUAGAAAUUACUUCCUCCUUUGGACAAGAUAAGUGAAUUAAAAAAAAGUCUUAGUAACUGUAACUCUGACCAUUUGUACGUUAUUUCUUGUGAUAUUGUGCUGUAAGGUAUGUGACUAAGUUGUCAGAUGUCUUAUGAGGAUGUUAUCCUAAUGUGGUGUUUGCUCCAGAUUAACGCAGUGUUUUGUUUGGAACUGUAGGUGUACAGAUAGAACAUGAGAUAUAAAGUUACCUUUAUGGUUGAUGAAACGAGUUUUGGACAUUUCUAUAUUUUUUAUAUAUUACAAAGGGCAUUUUGAAUUCUUUUCUUGCAGUUUUAAUAAUUACUUCGUGUGGCAAUAUACAUACAUUGUGACACUGUUUUCUGAUAUACCCAUUACUUUGGUGUAAUUCUAUUUUAUGUAGCAAAUAUGUGUAUAUACAAAGGAGAUUCUGUACAAAUCCGAUUAUGAAAUAGGCUCGAGCCCUUUGGAACAGGGACUGUCUUCCUGCGUGUCUGCAAAGCCCUUCAUGCCUCGGGGUCCCAGCCACAGCUCCCAUCCGAGACCUGUGGUGAAUAAACUGUCAAGAGAUGAAUGUGAAGGAGCAGCUGUUCUACUCUCUGAAGAACCUCAGUACAAAGGUGCCAUGAAGCUCACCUUGCCGCUCCUCAGUGCCAUGCCAUGUGUGGUUACUCCCAACCACUUGCCAGCAGCCCAGAGAGCCUGGGGUCGGUGCGUCCUUUGCUCUGGUCCUGUCCUUUGGCAAUAGAAAAGGAAGUCUGAGGUAGGAGCUUUGAUGUCAGAGAAUCUGCCUUCCUAGUGCUUGGGCCUCAUGCAGCAUCCCUUGAAGCCAAACUAAUUCAUACCUGCGUCUGGGCCUCCGAGUGUGUUCCUACAAGAUUGAGUUCUGCUGACAGCAGCUCUGUUGUACCUGAGGACCUUGUUGGUCAAGUUCUUCAGGAAUGGUCUAAAAAUACUGUAAAAAUAUAAAUAUAUUUAAUUACAUGUACUGAAAACAGAAAUCCUAUUUGUUGUGGUCAGAGUUCAGAUUACUAUGUGAGUUUUGAUUUCGUAGUCGUACCUGCAUAUAUAUUGCUUUAACUAUGUUGUAUGAGAGGAAGUGAUUCUAAAGUGUGUGAAAGGUCAGGAUUACACCUGUAUUUGUAAUGGUUGUGUUAUUUAGGAAUGGAUAUCAGUGAACUUAACUCCAUAUUAAUGCAGUUUUUUUGCAUUAGAAUAUGUGUGUAUAUCAUACACCUGCAUUUUAUAUAUAAUAUAUUAUAUAUUUGGUACUAACUUUGUAUUUCCCCUGAAAUUUGCCAAAUCUUGAAGACAAAUGUUCUCACUUGUAAGACUUUGGUACUUAAUAACUGAAUGUAUAUGAAAUGCUCUGGUAUGAAAGACAGCAAUGUUGUAGAGUUCCCCACGAUACAGAUGUCUCAACCAGCAGGCAUGUUGCCUUUUUUUGCGUGUUACAUCUCAAUCCACUGCAGCAUCACCUUAUGUCUCAUGAAAUAUUGUCUGUGUUUUACCUAAACUGCGGAGCUGCCCUUACAAUACAGCUGACAACAGUUCUAUCGUGUGUGCUGGCUGGUAGGAAUAAGAAUACAAUAGUCACCAGUGUGCCACAAAUGCAUUUAUUAAAUGCAGAAAUACACAUUUCUACAAAGGCCAAAAUCUUAUGUUGUAUGUUCCUUUCUUGUCAUUAUAUUGUAUGAUAUUGUAAGAUUAUUGUAUGUCCUAAUUUGCAUUAUAAAAUGUUUUUCCUACUUAAAGGCAUAAAUAUAGCAACUUUGUAUAAAGGUAGCUUUCUAGAUUUUUAUUUCUUUUAUAUAAAAAGGUCUAAACAGUGAGAGUAUCAUUGCCAAACUGUUUAUAAAAUUUCAGUUAAUUUACCCUGUUUGAUGAAUUUGUUUUUACAAACAUUCCAUAUUUCUUUUAAGAAAAUUAUAUUAUACUAUGCAGAAAGAGUGUAUUUUUAUGCCAUUCCACGUUAAUCUUAAAACAAAAAAACCUUGAAAAACAAUUUCCCCCCUUGUUUUAAGCUAUCCUUACUGAGAAAGCUUACCAAAUGUUCCUUUUUAAAGAUGUGUUAUGUAUUACGACAACAUUUUCCCCUUUACCAGUGCCAACUUCAUUUGGAAAAAAAAAAAUAAUAAUUGUAGCAUGGCAAUAAACUAUUGAUUUUACAUUGAAAA
This is a messenger RNA of Lagopus leucura (white-tailed ptarmigan), 8292 nucleotides long. RefSeq names its product fibroblast growth factor receptor substrate 2 (gene FRS2). The coding region runs from base 198 to 1724 and encodes 508 amino acids. NCBI's taxonomy places the organism in Eukaryota, Metazoa, Chordata, Aves, Galliformes, Phasianidae. The transcript is spliced from 7 exons. The record is from RefSeq and is a predicted model, not a curated record. Gene Ontology annotation, cellular component: cell-cell junction; cytoplasm. Gene Ontology annotation, biological process: cell surface receptor protein tyrosine kinase signaling pathway.